Sorex araneus (European shrew) is the source of this 7180-nucleotide messenger RNA. It is a transcript of the gene N4BP1, whose product is annotated as NEDD4 binding protein 1. The record is from RefSeq and is a predicted model, not a curated record. Bases 221 to 2905 code for a protein of 894 amino acids. Gene Ontology annotation, biological process: negative regulation of proteasomal ubiquitin-dependent protein catabolic process; negative regulation of protein ubiquitination. Gene Ontology annotation, cellular component: PML body; nucleus. The transcript is spliced from 7 exons. NCBI's taxonomy places the organism in Eukaryota, Metazoa, Chordata, Mammalia, Eulipotyphla, Soricidae.
GGCGGCAGGGCGUGGGCGGGGGCGAGGCGGCCGCGAGGGCAGGCGCCGCCUGACGGGCUCGGGUGCCGCGGCGGCACGCUGAGGGGGCGUCGCCGCCGCCGCCCGCCGCCGCCGCCGCGGGCCCCCUCCCCCCCACCACACACACACACACACACAGCACACACACACACAGACACACACAGACACUCCCCGGGCGCCGCGGCGGGAGGCCGCGCCCGCCAUGGCGGCCCGGGCGGUGCUGGACGAGUUCACGGCGCCCGCCGAGAAGGCGGCGCUGCUGGAGCGGAGCCGCGGGCGCAUCGAGGGCCUGUUCGGAGUGAGCCUGGCCGUGCUGGGCGCGCUGGGCGCCGAGGAGCCGCUGCCGGCGCGCAUCUGGCUGCAGCUGCGCGGGGCGCAGGAGGCGGUGCACAGCGCCAAGGAAUAUAUUAAAGGAAUCUGUGAACCUGAACUAGAAGAAAAAGAAUGUUACCCCAAGGCCAUGCAUUGCAUUUUUGUUGGGGCCCAGAGCCUGUUUCUGAAGAGCUUGAUUCAGGACACCUGUGCUGAUCUUUGCAUUCUGGACAUCGGGCUUCUUGGCAUCCGAGGAAGUGCUGAAGCUGUGGUCAUGGCUCGGAGUCACAUUCAGCAGUUUGUAAAGCUCUUUGAGAAUAAUGAGAACUUACCCAGCAGUCACAAAGAAUCAGAGGUAAAAAGGGAAUUCAGACAAUUUGUUGAAGCUCAUCCAGACUGGUACACGAUGGACUUGUUAAUUUUACCCACUUUGUUGAAAAAAGAACUUUUGGCACUCACACAAGGUGAGGACAACCUAUUUGAAACAGGAGAUGAUGAUGUUACUGAAAUUAGAGAUUCUGUACAAAGAGAGAUUACACAGAACAGUGCUGCAGGUCUGAAUAUUUCCAGUGAUGAGGUAGUUUUGCAGGAAGAUGCAAGAAGUAAAGCCGGAACUCCUGUUUCUGAGCUUACAAAACAAAUGGACACAGUUUUAUCCAGUUCACAAGAUGUACAUUUUGUUCCAGUAAAUGGUUUAACUCCAGAUGAAGAGGCGCUUUCCACAGACAGAGUUUGUCACAAAAGGAGAUUUUCUGAUUCUGAAGAAAGACAUACCAAGAAGCAGUUUUCAUUAGAAAAUAUACAAGAGGGGGAGCUUUUACAUGAUGGUAAGACACCAUCUGGAAGUGCAGGCAUUGACCUAUCUGAUUCUUCUGCUGAUCCUGAAAAUUUAAGUCCAGAUGUAAAAGACACUACUGAGGAAAUGGAAUAUAACAUCCUUGUGAACUUCUUUAAAACCAUGGGUUAUUCCCAAGAAAUUGUUGAAAAAGUUAUUAGGGAUUAUGGACCAUCUACGGAACCACUACUGCUCUUAGAGGAAAUUGAAAAAGAAAAUAAAAGAUUCCAAGAAGACACAGAAAUUUCACUGGGUACUAUAUAUACUGAAACUAAUAAAACCAAAAACAAAAGUGUUUGUGGCAGCAUAAAUGAGCUUAGAGCAGAUUCUACUCCAAAGAAAACUCUGUGUCACACACAGCAAAAUAUAGUAGAACGAUUUUCUCACUUACCAUUCAAAGCAGAAUCAAAACCAUGUACCUCAAAUUGCAAAAUCAAUACUAUCAGGACAGUGCCAAUAGAACAGAAGCAAGAAAUCUGGAGUUCAAAUCAGAACUACCCUUGUAACACAGACCUUGAAACUGAUGGUCUUUCACCUUCUGUUGCCUCUUUAAGUCCCAAAGAAGUCAAUUUUGUUUCAAGAGGAGCCUCAAGUCACCAAUCCAGAAUUCCAGCUUUCCCUGAAAAUGGUUUGCAGCAAGGAGACCCCUUGCUUCCAAAUAUGAAGUCUGCUUGUGAAAAUCGCUUGGGACAUUGUAGCUCUCCGCAGCCUAAGCCAAACUGCCCACCCCUUUCUCCGCCGAUGCCGCUGCCUCAACUGUUAUCUUCAGCUUCUGAUGCAAGGUUGGCAGGAACUUCUGAGCAUAUCGAUUCCUCAGUUACGGGGGUUCAAAGGUUUCGAGAUACUCUGAAAAUACCCUACAAGCUGGAAUUAAAAAAUGAACCAGGGAGAACAGAUUUAAAACACAUCGUUAUAGAUGGAAGCAACGUCGCAAUUACCCAUGGUUUGAAAAAGUUCUUUUCAUGUCGUGGAAUUGCUAUUGCAGUUGACUAUUUUUGGAAGCUUGGCAACAGAAACAUUACUGUAUUUGUCCCUCAGUGGAGAACAAGACGUGAUCCUAAUGUCACAGAACAGCACUUCUUAACUCAGCUCCAGGAGCUUGGAAUAUUAUCUUUAACUCCUGCACGGAUGGUCUUUGGGGAAAGAAUUGCUUCUCAUGAUGACAGGUUUCUGUUACACUUAGCGGACAAAACUGGUGGCAUAAUUGUAACAAAUGAUAACUUCAGAGAAUUUGUGACGGAGUCAGUGUCUUGGAGAGAAAUUAUUACAAAACGGUUGCUUCAGUAUACCUUUGUGGGUGAUAUAUUUAUGGUUCCUGAUGAUCCGCUGGGAAGAAGUGGGCCUCGCUUAGAAGAAUUUCUUCAGAAGGAAGGCACCCUUAGAGACAUGCAGCCCCUGCUCAGUGCCCUGCCGAGUGUGGGUAUGUUUGACCCUGGCUUCCGAAGCCCUGGAGCCCAGGCGGCCAGCACCAGCCACCAGCCUCCCGCCCGGAUCCAGGGCAGCCCGCCCAGCCACUGGCUCCCACAGCAGCCUCACUUCCCUCUGCUGCCAAACCUUCCCAGUCUCCAGCAGAACCUGCCCCUGCCGGCACAGAGAUCUUCCGCGGAGACCAGCGAGCUGAGGGGAGCCCUGCUGAAGAUCUUCCCGGACUCAGAGCAGAGGCUGAAGAUCGACCAGAUCCUGGCGGCUCACCCGUAUAUGAAAGACCUGAACGCGCUGUCUGCCAUGGUGUUGGACUGAAGGCUGUCAGGCGCCGGCGCUCAGGGCGGAAGGCCACACUCGAGCUAGUGUCUGCACGCGGCAGCCAGAAGUGAUAUAAUGUGAAGAAACCAAUUUCCAGUGGAAAUGCUGUUGUAGUAUAUAGAAGAAACAUGUUUUGUGUAUAAAAAAAAACAAAAAAAUCUGGAUUUUCAGAACCAGCUUUUUUCUAUAUAUAAAUUAUGCUGCUAUUACAGAUUUAACAUUUUCUGUAAAAGGAAAGUCUACAUUUUCUGCCUGUUCAGAACUGUUUAAUAGCAGUUAACUCUUGAGUGUAUUUACAUUUUUAUGUUUUUUAAACUAUUUUCCUGAAAGCUGAAAAUAUUGACAAAUGGAUAAAAUUAGCCUUUCUAAAUAAAAAAAAAAAAAGAGUUGCUUUCUUAGGGAAAGCAAGACCUCUUAAAGUAUAUUUUCUUGAGAUGACUAUGUCAUGUGCACUGACAAGAAGUGUACUCACCUCUCCAACCUCCUCCCCCCACGCCUCUGGGAUCAAGAGUCUGUGGGAGUCAGUUUUGCUUUCUUGAGGUCUUUCAUCGGAGCCAUUUGUGAGAGUGGACAGUGGUGCCACUAGAUGGCACCUUGUGCCUAGCCAUUACUGAUGACCAGGGCCUUCCGGAACGUCAGGGUCAAGAGAAAAUUUAGAGCCCGUAUACCCAGCCCUUCUCCCCGCCCAUUGCCCGAGGGGGAACUGAGGCUCAGCGUGCUUCCUGCCCGGACAUGCUCAAGUUCAUGCCGGGCAGUGGCACACACAUCCAGGACCCUCCUCACACUGCUCUGACGCCUCCCCACAUGCCAAGGCCUCGCUCGGCCCAGCCUGACUAGAAUUAUAGCUGAGUGUCUGAAGAUAGACGUGAACUUGACGGCAUUUAGCGGACAGCCCCAUUAUUGUGAAAACUUUGUCCCCAUAUGAAGUUAGUGCCGCUUUGUCAAAAACUGUUUUUAUAUUCUCAAGAAUGACCUAAGCCAAUAAAUAGCAUUAGUAGCUUCUGUGGGGGCCUAAAGCCCCAUAUUUAUUUUUUCCUGUGUUUGUAUCUUUAGUGCCCUAAGCAGCUCCCUCUGUAAGUCUUUUUCAGAAUUGGUAUCUGAGUAUUACCAGUUUUCAGUGUUCACCGUUUUCUGUCAUUGAAGUUCUUUUUCUGAGUAAUCAAUUCAUCUUUACUCUUCUCUGAACCUCCAAAGGGCUCUGUGCUUUCUACCUGUUCUCUCUCUAGCUGCUCACCAUCACUUCCAUGUCUGCCCUGUGGAUCUUGUGUCUCCUGACCCCCAGGCUCAGCUUCUGAGGACUUGGUGCUGGUUUGUACUCCCCAGUUGAUGGCACUUGGUUUGCUCGGAGCACAGCUGGGUGACUUUCUGGGAUGUUCUCUCCAGGUGCACUGACUCCCUCCGAGGAUGCAUUGCAGUCCCCCAGGUGGUCAGACUUGUUAGUUCAAUCAUAAAAAGUUGCAGUUUUCUCCUGGGUGCUUCAGAUGCAUCCUAUUAUGUAAGGGUUGUUUGGGGGCGGGUUGCACAGGUCACCCACUUGUGGAAAGGGGGUGGGAGACGUGAGGACGACCAGGAAGUGACUCAGUCACAGCCGGGUGCCUCAGCUUUGAAGCUGGUGGUUUUUUAAUGAUAGCAAAGAUGGGAAGGCUUCUUUUUCUGAGUGAGUAAUUCUUACUGCCUUGCCAUUACUCAGACCUUCUGGUUCAUGUUUGGCCCAGCCUACUUUAGUAAUCUAGCAAUUCUCAUGUUUUAGAGGGGACCCAGGAAGGCCCCAGAAGGCCCCUUGAUAACCAGUGCUUAACCACUGGUUUUCCUGGCAGGAGGCUAAAGGCUGCACCAAUACCAGCUGUUGCUGGCUAGGCCAAGAAGUCAAGAGUUUCUUGGGCUCAAGAAAUGACUUGACCUUGACCACUGAGUUACAUAAGCUUCUGUGUUCUGAGUAUUAUUUCUGACCUCUACCCCUGUCUGCUCAGGUGUGAGAAGGAAGGAUGCAGAAAUUUAUGUGGGAAAAAUAUUGAAGAGCAUUAAUUACCUUCAUGAAUUAUGAAAUAUUCACCUUUCUGAAAUCCAUCAGGUUGAGUCAAAUUGAACACGUAAAAACUCAGUUUUCAAACCAUUUUAAAAACUUAAAUUACCAGGGCCAUGGAGAGCUCAAAGAGCUGAACAUGGGCGGGCCUGGGUCCCAUCCCCAGUGCUGCGUGGUCCCUGGAGCACUGCCAGGAGUGACCCUGGGGCACCAACCCAGGAGUUACCCCUGUGUGUUCCCCCACCCCUUCUUCCUCACCCCCCCCCCCCGCCCCCAAAGUCGUUACAACCUGUUCUUAGCCUCUGGAUACUAGGCUAGGUGUUGAUGCUACACAAACUUUCCUCAGUGAUGGAGAAACGUCCCUUUUAGUUUGCAGUGAUGAGGGUCGGAGUUCUGUCUCCUGUGGCAGAUUUCUAAUCUCCUUCCUUGGGUGUCAGCAGCAGUUUCUCCUUCAUUCUGUAACUCAUCCUGGGCUGGUGUGUGCAGUGGCUCUACAUUCCGUGUUCAGUGGCCUUCCUGGAUGUCAGGAGAGGGGAUGAGUGACUGGUUCCCAGAAUAAAGAAUAGAUAGGCGGUGAUGCUGAGUGAUUUCCAAGGUUACAUUUCCCCCAGGGCCAGCCUUGUCCACCGGCCUGUGUGUUUACAGUCCUGCACCGUGGGCAGGGAAACAGAAGUCAUUGUAGCCAAGCGGGCCAGCAUAGCCUGGCAGCCUCGGCUGUAGCGUCAGGCGCCCGGGCCUGUUGCACCUGUUGGUAUCAGUGAGCGGAGGGACAUAGUCUAGCUUCCUUAGGCCGGUGGCAUUCAUGGAACGCGAUCUGCACACAGAAACCCAUUGCUCUCUGUGCUGCUUAUACAUCCCAUCCCCUCCACCCCUCCCCUUCUGCAGGAAGUGGCCCCUGGUUCCGUGCCCCUGACCGAGAGAUGAGGCGCUGUUUGCCCUCCGUUCCCAGCCUGUUUCGCUCUUUCACGGAGCCCGUCUCUCACCUAGUUUAGUAAUUACUCUCAACUCACUUCAUGAUCUACCUCUCCAUUGUUCCUUACGUACAAUUUUCAGAUCCUUUAGAUUUGAAAAAAAAGAACCUGCUUUUCCCCGAAGAAUGACUGUGUUGAUUGCUUUUCACCCUCCUACUCCUCCACGUCCUGGCUUUCAAAUUCAGCCUCCACCUGACUAGGAGAGUCCAGGAAAAGCCUUCAAGGACCACUGAAUUGCUCGGUCCAGAGACCUUGUAUCUAUCUGUAAUCUUGUGUGCCCCCUCUGUGACCGUUGUGUUGGACAGUGUUGACCUUAUCCUCCCUGUUUUCUAAGAUCCCUCUCACUCUUGGAGAUGCUUCAUUCCUUUUCCUUCUUUGACCUGAAGGCCACUCUACAAAGUGUUUUCUUUCUUAGGUCUCAAAUUUUCAGGCUCAGCCUUGGGAAUCCUGGUGGGGAGACAGCUCUGAAGGAAAACAGGUUACUGGGCGCUACUCCGGAAGUGUUCAGUCCCUUUGAGUGAAGCCUGGAAAUCUGGCUUCCACCAGCCCCUUGGGGGCUCCUGCACAGAGAUAGUGCCUGGACCACCCCCGGAGGGGCCCCACCCUCACCCUUUUGGAUCCCCUCCAGCCUUGCUCUUCAGAGUGCACCCCUGGCACCCUCACACUCCCCAGACCCCCAUCCUGAGUCAGCUCCUGGUUCUUACCCCCUUGACUCCCUCUCUCAGAUGACCCCACCGCUACACGAAUCUCUCAGAAACGUGUUUCUACUCACCCCUUUUUCUGUUGUGUGAUCUUUAGUGGCCCUCUGCCCCAGAGUGCCCGCUUCAGGUUCCCUGAGCGUUGCGUCCAUGGCUGUCCACCUCCUCAGCCAGACUUGAUUGCCCACUUUGUAUAGCCGUACCCAGAUGCUCAGUGUAGCCAUACACAUUUCCUCACAGUUACCUCUGCUCUCUGCUAGAAGUGGCUUUUUCCCAAGUGACUUUUUCCCUCUUCAGAGACUCGGCCUUGAGUUCUCUCUCUACCUUUGCCCACUGCUUCUAACAAGAAGCAACCCCUUCCGUGUUCUCUGCCCCCUCUCCCCCCAACAGCACGUGUGUCUUGCUUAUGGCACUUGUCAUGUUGACUGGUGUCACUGAAGCUGGUUGUGUACUGUGUCUUAACCCCUUCUAGACUGUGAGCUCCUCGCGGGCAGGGACCGUCUGUGUUCACUCUUUGUGUUUCCUGUGGCACCUAGCACAGUGCCUUGCACUUAAUAGGUGCUCAAUAAACAUUUGCUCA